AUGGCCCCGAUACGUGACAAAUUCAAUAUCCACUCCAAGGCUGUAGUCUGUCAAGAUGUCGAGCUGAAGGGCGAUAUCACCAUUGGUGCAGGCACGAUUGUUCACCCCAAGGCGACUAUAUUCGCCAUCGCUGGUCCAAUCAUCAUCGGGGCAGGCUGCAUCAUUGAAGAGGCCGCCAUCAUUGUCAAUCGACGCAAGGAGGUAAUGCGCAUCGGAGACGACAACUUGUUUGAGAUUCAGUGUCGCGUAGAAUGCCCCUCUAUAGGCAACAGCAAUACCAUCUCAACUCGCGCGCGUGUCCACCAUACCGUGCGUCUGUCCUCGCACUGUGUUAUUGGUGCCGGUGUACUGUUAGUUCCGACCGAGGAUGAGACGUUGGAUCCCUUCACGGUGGUCUUCGGACCAGCUGCCGAACGCCGGACGUGGUCAGGCCGGGGACGCGCACAAGAAGCAGAUUUGCGCAAGAAGCACGCAGAAUACCUUCGCGAGACGCUGCCGAAGUUCAAUCGGCUGAGGAAGGGCGAUGCGCGGAGUGCCCACGCCGAGACUGCUUCGCCCUCACGGUGA
Messenger RNA from Peniophora sp. CBMAI 1063, 567 nucleotides. The record is from the annotation of a GenBank genome assembly. Lineage: Eukaryota; Fungi; Basidiomycota; Agaricomycetes; Russulales; Peniophoraceae.